Messenger RNA from Cryptosporidium ubiquitum, 306 nucleotides. RefSeq lists its product as uncharacterized. The coding region runs from base 1 to 306 and encodes 101 amino acids. The record is from RefSeq and is a predicted model, not a curated record. Lineage: Eukaryota; Apicomplexa; Conoidasida; Eucoccidiorida; Cryptosporidiidae. The transcript is spliced from 4 exons.
AUGGGGCUUGGUCAGAGAAAAUCUAAAAAGUCGGGAAAAGCUAAAAAUAGAGCAGUAGGAAAGUACGUUAAAACUAAAAGAAGAACUAAAGAUUUUGAAACAGUUCAAAAUGAUUAUAUAAAAGGUGUAAAGUUACCAGUUGAUGUGGAUUUGCCAGGACAUGGUAUGUUAAGAUAUUUUAUUAAUUCAUCAUCUCUAAUGUCUCAUAAUAAGAGUAAAGAUCAUAAAAGAAUGUUGAAGAGAGUUCAGACAGAAGAAGCAUGGACUGAAAAUCAUUCUAUGCUAGCAGCAGAAAUGACCAAGUAA